Molecule: messenger RNA, 795 nt
Organism: Aspergillus nomiae NRRL 13137
Lineage: Eukaryota; Fungi; Ascomycota; Eurotiomycetes; Eurotiales; Aspergillaceae
Exons: 1
Coding region: 1-795 (264 amino acids)
Biological process (GO): tRNA modification
Cellular component (GO): mitochondrion
Molecular function (GO): tRNA dimethylallyltransferase activity
Source: RefSeq, a predicted model, not a curated record
AUGUUUGCUCCGGUUGCCAGCAUCAUAGCCCUCGUUGGGCCUACCGCUGUUGGGAAGACAAAGCUGGGCGUGCAGCUUGCAAAAUCGCUUCAAAGCGAGGUCAUUUCGAUUGACAGCCUCCAGUGUUACAAGGAUGGCAGCAUCAUCAGCGCCAAAGUGAAGCCUGAAGAGGCAGAUGGAAUAGUUCACCACCUCGUUGACUAUGUCGAUGCACAAGACGAGCCCCACACAUUUAUCCAGGAUGCAAUCGAUUGUAUCCGGGACAUCCACAGUCGAGGAAGAGUUCCUAUCCUUGUUGGAGGAUCAACUUCUUUGACAAUCCCCAUUUUGCAAGCCGCAGUCGAGGACGGGAAAAAUCCGUUCAUCAUUAUUCUCGGGGAUACCCCCUCGAACCUUGAAAUUCGUAUCCGAAAACGCGUGGAUGAAAUGGUGCAAGAAGGGUUAUUGCGAGAAUUAUUCGGCCUCUAUAAGCUCGAAAAAGCUCUACUUGAAGGGCCACACUUCUCGCGUGGAAUAUGGAAGGUGAUAGGCUAUCGAGAGUUCUAUCCAUGCUUCACUAUGCCGAGAACGGACCGUGAACAGUUUUCAGAGCUGAUGGCACAAUGUUUGGCCAGGCUCAAAACGGAGACCGUUCUCUACGCCAACAAGCAAGUGAACUGGGCAUGUGACACACUCGUUCCUUUCUUGCAGACGAUGAAGAUACCGCAUGUGAGGUUACAAGUGGAUGGACAAUUUACUGGGGAGAAUGUGAUGGCGAAAGCGGCUCGGUCCUGUGCGUCCCACUCGGCUGCAUAA